UUACAAUAAUUAAUGACAACAAUUCAGCGUUGUCUCCCUUGUCCGGAAAAGCUUCCACCUUCCUCACUCAACAACUCCUUUGAGGUAAUAGAAAAGAGGGACUUGAAAGAUGUUUUCAGUGGAUCUAUUACAUGUUUUCCAUCUUUUGGACUGACACUUCUAUGCAGUUAACGUAGAACUCUGUUUAAAAGACUUUUCAUUUUUAAAUGAAAUCAAAAGUUUUAAAUUCAAGUAUUUACCUUAGAUGUUCCACCUCUUUGGCAUCGAUCAAAUUUUCAAAUAGCUUUUCCUUGUUUCUGAAGUGAGGUGAAAUUUGAUCAAGUCAGUUCAACGAGCCUCCCAGAAAGGUUUACUCGACACAACCCUUUGUCAAGUGUGGUCGUAAAUUUGAAAUUCAUUGCCUAGAAAAGAUUGUCAGCACGGCAUCAUCAUGUCGGAAAGGAUGGACUCUGUGGAGUCCAUGGAUGACGUGGAUCACCUGUGCGAGGAGAUGGAUGGCCUCACGGAAAUGACUGACCUUGAUGAUAUCCCCACGGCACUCAUUAUUACAAACAUUGACUCCAACAUAUUUGAAGAUGCACACACACAGGAGAUGUUUGAACACGUUUUCCGAGACCUGGACAAGGAUGUCAGUUUCAUCUACUUAAGAAAUUUUCGGAGGGCAAGGGUCCAGUUCUCCUCCUCUGAUUUUGCUGCUAUAGCACGUAUCAGAUAUGAUGGAGUAGCCAUCUGUGGGUCCACCAUUAGAUGCUUCUUUUUGAAGGUUCACCAGCCAAGUACAGACAACACCCACUUACAGCCUCCCCAGCCCCAGCGCAUGUUCCUCAUCUCCCCACCCGCCUCACCACCCGUGGGCUGGGAGCCUAUACCUGAGUCGGAACCCGUUAUCAAUUAUGAUUUACUACACGCAAUUGCGAGGCUUAAUCCAGGUGAAACACACGAGGUGCACCCACCGUCAGGAGAGGCUCCGGCCAUUGUUGUCCACCUAUGUGAGGAUCCCGAAGGGACUCAACCAGAGUUCAAACCCCAGAUCAUACAGACCAAGAGGCCCCCUCAGAUGGGCCCCAGAUGAGCAGGAUUAGGGGAAGGUCCUUCUCCUCCUCUUCCUAUUCCUCCUCCGCCUCCUCCUACCCCUCCUCCUCCACUUCUUCGUCCAUCUCCUCCACCUCCUCCUUCUCUUCAUCCUCCUCCUUCUCCUCUUCAUCCUCCUCCUCUUCCUCCUCCUCAUCCUCCACUUUUCCCUACAUAACCUUCAGAUCUAAGACACUGUCCCAUCCUAUUAUUGUGAGAUGGACAGGUUGAAAUGAAGUGCUCAUCAUAGCAUAUGUGGCUAGUGUGUGGGCGAUUCCAUUGAUUUAUCUUAUUCCUGUGUCAUGUGGUGACUAUACUUUUAUGUCAAAAGUUUAUUUAUAACUUUUUAUUUUGUGACAUGCGUCAUGGGAACUUGCAAUUGACAAUCAUGUCUCCAUGAAAGUUUGAUCUUCAUGAGAAGGGCAGUACCAAAGAGUAAAUUGUACUUUGCUGUUGGCUGUCUUAGGCCUACAAGUGCACAUUCAUAAAUGUAAUGGGUUUGUUUUUACAUCAUAUGAUGAUUGGUGAGGGGUUGUAGAAUUGCUUUUUUGUGUUUGUUCGUAACAAAUCAUAAUUAAAUCAUAAUUUCAUGCCACGAUGUGGUGUUUGAAAUUUGAAAUCUACGUAUCUGCUUUGCACAAAACAUUAAUCAGUUCCAUUUUUGCAGUUGAAAACAAAGAUUGAGAUUUCUUUGCUGGUUGAUGGGAAAUCAUCGAAUGAUAAUUAGGAUUAUAUGCACCAGCAUUGUGUCCUCAAAGAGUGAAGGUAGAAAAGAAAAGACCACGAGUAUGGAAGGUUAUGAGUAUGAGGGCCAAUUCAAAAUAAUCAGAUCCGAGAGAGAAAGACGAACAAAAUACAAAAAUCAAGUAGAAAUAUACAAUUGAUUAAAACCAGCGGUCUUAACGGCCAUAACAUUAAUACUUUAGACUUUUUUUGUAACCAUGAGUGCAUAUCUGGAGGUUUCGUUUUGAUUUGGGUGUAUAAGCAUUAAAAAAGAAUUGUUUUUCCAUGAAAAGAGAAGGAACAAGGAGGUUUCACUGAGAAAAAGUUUACUCUUGCAAAUUUGUUUCUGGUGAGUUCUCUUGCUUUCAAUCAUUGCUUGAUACCAAGUUUUGUGAGCACUGCACUAUUUAGCAAAAGUGUGAAUGGUUUUCUGCUAGAGACUUUUUUGUAAGGGAAGAAGAGGGAGAGAAUGUGUCACUUUUUCCAGCAGAUAUUAAUCAUGCCCUUUUUAAUUCCAUCGUUUUUGAGUUCAAAGGAUACAUUGUGCUGCUCCUCGAGAUUUCAUCCAUGCUCAUGCUUUCUCAUGUUCUGGCUUUGAGUGUAGCUUUAAAGAAGAAAAAAAAGCUUGAAUCAGUUUAUUUGUUUAGUUUUGUAAAUUGCAACAAAAGUUUUCUAUUAUAUAUUAGAAAUAUAUAAUUGUUUCAUGUUUAUUGGUAUAGGCAGUCAAUCGGAUAAUUCAUGGAAACGAUGAACCGGACAAUGCUUGGUUUUGAUAUAGAAUAGUGGUGCCUGAAAACCCAAAGUAAGUAUUGUAUUGUGCUGUGUGUGGAUUUGGAUCCCACUGAGUAUGG
Aplysia californica (California sea hare) is the source of this 2645-nucleotide messenger RNA. Its product is annotated as calcipressin-2. The transcript has 5 exons. Gene Ontology annotation, molecular function: calcium-dependent protein serine/threonine phosphatase regulator activity; nucleic acid binding. Bases 431 to 1072 code for a protein of 213 amino acids. Gene Ontology annotation, cellular component: nucleus; cytoplasm. NCBI's taxonomy places the organism in Eukaryota, Metazoa, Mollusca, Gastropoda, Aplysiida, Aplysiidae. Gene Ontology annotation, biological process: calcium-mediated signaling. The record is from RefSeq and is a predicted model, not a curated record.